GCCACCCCUGCCGGGUUGAGCGCGGUGACUGACAGCUCCUUGCAGCCAGUGGCCGGAGCGCUGUGUGGCGGAGCCCGGCGCCCGUCUCCUCGGUGACCGGGGAGCCGCUGCCUCGCCAGAGUAGCCGGAGGUCCCGGGGAGACGGGGAGCUUCAUUGGAUGAAGGAGUGAUGCUGUGGAACAUGAUAAAAAAUUGGACUAAUUAAAAGUUUUCCUAUUUUGGGAAAAAGCCCAAUAUGUAUAGACCAGGGGAAACGGUCAAACGUCGGCUCAACGUGCAUGCUCCUCCUCGGGUAAGAAGUGUGGAAGUUGCAAGAGGAAGAGCAGGUUAUGGGUUUACCCUUUCUGGACAAGCUCCUUGUGUUCUUAGUUGUGUUAUGAAAGGAAGCCCUGCAGAUUAUGUUGGACUCAAAGCAGGAGAUCAGAUAUUUGCAGUUAAUGAAAUCAAUGUGAAAAAAGCCUCUCAUGAAGAUGUCGUGAAACUUAUAGGAAAAUGUUCUGGAGUCCUGCGCAUGGUCAUUGGUGAAGGGAUUAGUCAUAUAGAUUCAUGUUCAAGUGAUGAAGAAGUUGGUUUUUGUGAUGGGAAGGGAUGGCUGAAACCCAAACCUGACUCUAAAGCUCUUGGUAUAAAUAGAGCAGAAAAAGUUGUUGAAGAAAUGCAGUCUGGUGGCAUUUUCAACAUGAUCUUUGAGAAUCCUACUCUUUGUGCUGGUAACUCAGAUAAUUGUGCUCCAAAACAAAGAUCGUUUUCAGAUUCUGCUGCUAUUAAAUUUGAAAGUGGAAAUGAAAGUGUAAGCAAUCCAAACCUACUGUCAAAGGAGGAAAUAUCCAAAGUCCUGAAUGAUGAUUCGGUUUUUAGAAUUGGACUGGAGAGUGCAGAAGACUUUGGAUUGGAUGCAAGCAUUUUAAAUGUUGCUAUGAUUGUAGGUUACCUAGGCUCAAUUGAACUUCCUUCAACCACCUCAAAUUUGGAAAAUGAGAGUUUGCAGGCUAUUCGUGGAUGCAUGAGACGUCUGCGUGCAGAACAAAAAAUCCAUUCACUGGUGCUGAUGAAGAUAAUGCAUGACUGUAUUCAGCUCUGCAGUGAAAAAUCAGGUGUAGUGGCAGAAUAUCCUGCGGAGAAACUGGCAUUCAGUGCUGUUUGCCCAGAUGAUAGAAGAUUCUUUGGACUAGUUACAAUGCAGACAAAUGAUGAUGCAAGCUUGGCUCCGGAAGAUGAAGGGAUUCUGAGGACGUCUUGCCAUGUUUUUAUGGUGGAUCCUGAAUUAUUUCAUCAUAAAAUUCACCAGGGCAUAGCAAGACGUUUUGGACUGGAAUGUACAGCAGAUCCAGACACAAAUGGCUGUCUAGAGUUUCCAACAUCAUCUCUACCUGUUCUUCAGUUUAUUUCUGUUCUGUAUAGGGAUAUGGGGGAAUUGAUUGAGGGAAUGCGUGCGAGGGCUUUUCUUGACGGUGAUGCAGAUGCUCAUCAGAAUAAUAGUACAAGCAGUAACAGUGAUAGUGGAAUUGGAAACUUUAACCAAGAAGAAAAGAAUAAUAGAGUUCUGGUUGUUGAUUUAGGGAGUAAUCCGAGUAAACACAUUCCUAACAGCAUAUGGGAAAAUCCAGUAGGAAGAGGACAAAAUCAGCCUUCUUCCCAUUGGAAUGGCUUCUGUCAUGAACAAGAAGGAAACAUUCCUUUAGAAGUAAUUCCCAACGAUAAGUCCCCAAAUGUAAACAAACACUUGAGCCCUUCUGCUCGUAUUGAAGUUCCACUAGUUUCCUCCCGAAAUUCAGUACCUCCAUCAAAGAAAAACACUGUGGGCAUAGGCAAUCAAAGGUGGUUGCCUGUGCAUGUUUUACAAGAAUGGCAGCAUGGAAAUGCUAGUGACCAGGAAUCUUACACUGAUUCUACAGAUGGCUGGUCAAGUGUUAAUUGUGGAACUCUUCCCCCUCCAAUGAAUAAGAUUCCAGCUGACAGAUACAGAGUUGAUGGCAGCUUUGGUCAGCCACAGUUAAAAUCUCAUAAAAAUGAGUGGUCUAAGAAGAUGGUUUGCAUGCAGAACAAAUUUGGGCCACUGCACAAUAUUAGGAAGUCUAAAGAAGAUAAAAAGGGUGCAAAAUUUGGACAUCCAAUGGGAUUAAAUCAGGCUCCUCCCCCACGUUCUUCUGUUCGAAGAUCAUUUGGAAGAUCCAAACGAUUUAGUAUUACUCGUUCUCUGGAUGACCUUGAGUCAGCAACUGUUUCUGAUGGAGAGUUGAAUAGUACUGAUUUAAAGGACUGCAUCAGUGAGAAUAGCCUCAGUAGCAAUGCUAGUCUUCCCAGUGUACAGAGCUGCCGGCGACUUCGAGAAAGAAGAGUUGCAAGCUGGGCUGUUUCAUUUGAGCGUCUUCUUCAAGAUCCUAUUGGUGUUAAAUAUUUUUCAGAAUUUCUACGGAAAGAAUUCAGCGAAGAAAAUAUUUUAUUUUGGCAAGCCUGUGAAUAUUUUAACCAUGUACCUGCACAUGAUAAAAAAGAGCUUUCUUACAGAGCUCGGGAGAUCUUCAGUAAGUUCUUGUGUAGCAAAGCUACAACUCCAGUUAAUAUUGAUAGCCAGGCACAGCUGGCAGAUGAUAUUCUCAAUUCUCCACAUCCAGAUAUGUUCAAGGAACAGCAACUUCAGAUAUUUAACUUGAUGAAGUUUGAUAGCUAUACUCGCUUUCUCAAAUCCCCCGUUUACCAAGAAUGCAUCUUAGCUGAAGUAGAAGGACGUCCUCUUCCUGAUCCUCAGCGCAUUCCCAGCAGCCCCACUUCUAAACACAGUAUCAGUUCAGAGAAGUCCAAUAUCUCAACACCAAAAAAGUUAAGUGGUAAAUCAAAGUCAGGAAGAUCUUUAAAUGAAGAGUCAGGAGAGGAGGACACUGAGAAGAAAAAGAGGGGAACAUUUUUCUCAUGGUCAAGAAGUAAGAGUUUGGGGAAAUCACAGAAGAGAAAAGAAAAUGGUGAUUAUCCAAAUGAUUCUAUUCAGUCCAAUGGAUUAUCAUACAGGCGGGAAUCACAAGGCUCCAUGUCAUCAACUGCUAGUCUUGACUUGUCUGAAGCCUCAAGAUUACCUGCAUUUGUACCAGAUAAAGAUAAAUCCCCCAAAUACUGCUGUAUAAACCUUCCAGAUGGUUCAUCCAGUAAAAUGGCUGUUAAAUCCGGAUUCUCUAUCAAAGAGGUGCUGUCUGGGCUCUGUGAGAAACAUGGUAUUAACAUAGCUGCAGUGGACCUUUUUUUAGUUGGAGGUGAUAAGCCACUUGUAUUGCACCAAGACAGUAGCAUCCUGGAGUCUCGGGACUUACGCUUAGAAAAACGCACUUUAUUUCGGCUGGAUCUUGUUCCAAUUAAUCGAUCUGUUGGUUUGAAGGCUAAACCCACCAAACCAGUAACAGAAGUCUUAAGGCCUGUGGUUGCAAAAUAUGGUUUAAAUCUUAAUGAACUUGUGGCAAGACUAAGUGGUGAGCAGGAACCACUUGAUCUUGGUGUCCCUAUAUCUAAUCUGGAUGGUCAGCGGGUUGUUCUAGAUGAAAAAGAGCCAACAAAGGGUAGAGUGUUUACAGAUAAACAAAAAGGUGCAUCAGUAAAACAGAGUGCAACUGUAACUACUUCAAGAAAUCAAGUAUCUACUGGAGAGGGAAGAACUCUAGGAAAGUCUAAUUCUAUCAAAAUGAAAGGCGAAAAUGGAAAAAAUGCUAGGGAAGUCCGUCUGUCAAAGAGAGAAGACUCUAUUGCAAAGAUUGGGAAAAAAAAAUGUCAGAAAAUAAAUUUGGAUGAAGCAGAGGAAUUUUUUGAACUCAUAUCCAAAGCUCAAAGUAACAGAGCAGAUGACCAACGUGGACUGCUAAGGAAAGAAGACCUUAUUCUUCCUGACUUUCUUCGUUUACCACCCACUGGACCAGAACCAUGCUCAUCUACUCCCACUGGCCCCAAAGGCCUCAACAAGCGAGCUUCAAAAAAUGAUGGCAAGGACGGAUGUACAUCACCAGGUGGAAAACAGGAGUCUGUACAAAACUUUAAUGAAAAUUCAGUUAAGAAAAUAGGUUACUCGGAAAAUAAACAUAAGUCUGCAUUGACAGCACUCCACAGUCAGAAGACUUUCAGUGUUCCUUUCAAUCCUCCGUUGUCUCCAAUUCCGCAUGCACAGGAAAACAAUGCAACAAUAUGGAAAAGGCAGUCAAGAGAGUUACAAGCUGAAGGCAUUCAGAUGGUAGAGGAUGAGAAUGUGGCAGACUUGACUCUUGUGGCUGAAGGAGAUAUUAGUAGCCCUAACAGCACUUUGCUACCACCACCACCAAUACCAACACCACCGUCAGACAGCAGUAAACUCACAGAAGCCAACUAUCCACCCCCAUCUCCUUUUGCAGGUAAUCAGGAAAAGUCUGGAUUUCAAAGAUCCAAUUCAGGUGCAAGACACAAAAAGAAAAAAGAUUCACAAGGGACUUCAGGAAACUCUUGUGAGCAAACCUGUCACAAAGUGAAGACCAGUAGAAGCUUUAAUCCCCCUGGUGCGAGAGAUAACCCCAGUACAGAGCUCCCUGUAAACAGGAUAAUUGAUGUGGACGGAGUCAAACUGGAAGACACUGGUACACGCUCCUGUGACGAUUCUGAAGGGAACCUCAGCUUUGAAGGUUACAUCUCUGAACUGAGAUCUUGCCAAGGGAGGAUGAGAACUGGAGUUUAUAGGACAUCAGACCUCCCAUCUCUGAUUACUGUCAAGAGUGAGAAGAGUAAGGGCACUGAGAAUCAGUAUAAAGCUACUUUUGUUUAAAUCUCUGGUUUUAAUUAAGAGUUCUGGUAUUUUUGCUUGGCAUCAGCCACAAUGGAGAUAUCCCUUAGAGGCGUGUUUCUGCAAAUUAUAAGUUGUUUUCAGUACCCAUUGCCUUCAACAAGCCUGCCAGACCAUCUCUUCUGAAAUGUUUUAGAACCCAUGGAAUGAAAAAAUAGUAUUUCAAUGAAAGUAUUGAGCUAUUUGUUUUGUUCUGUUACCAUUUCCAUACCAUUUUCCAUUAAAUGAUUCUUUUGCACAAUGCAAUUAAAAUUGUGAUUUCCACCCCUACCCUUCUUGUCUUUAGUGAAGACAAAAAUCACUUUAAAUUCCCCUAUCCAAACAUUUUAGUUAAGAUAAUUUCACUUGAAUCUUGUAAUUCUUUUUCCUGGUCUGCAGGUUUCCCUGUGUGUCAGUAGACUUUUGAAGUGGAGUCAUUACUAGUAUAAAAAGAUUAGGAUUAUUUUAUUAAUGGUUUCCUAUCUAUCUCAUAAUGUUUGGGAAGUGGUCCAGGUGGAAUUCAGUCUUGUCUAAUGCGUUGCCUGGGUGGAUAUAUGCAAUAAGACCGUUGUUAUAUGAGUAGUGAGAAGCAAAAAAAAAAGAAAGCUGUGAAUCUCUUGUGCUGGGGAUAAUAGCUGCUCCCGUAGCCAACAUUGGGGUGUUUCCAUACCAGAAAUGCAUACUAUAAUUACACAGUAGUGGGAGGGUCAUCCAGGUCCCUACUCAUCACUGCCCUCAGUGUCUUAGCUUUGGGGGAAGGCAGAUUUUGUUGUUGGUCUUUCAAUAAGCAGUUAAGUGCCCCUCAUUCUUCUUGUCCUUAGUUCUAGUUUCAGUUAAUCUUCUAGCCUUGGGCAGUUUUUGAGGAAGAAAAGACACUUAAGACUUCUGAACAUGUUUCUUUUUGCCACCCACUCCUUUUCCUCCUUUCGCAUUCUUCAGAAGAGGUUAUGAGUCUGGACAAGCAGAAGGGUACACAAAAAAUGAGAGCAUUGAACCUCUGCUCAUCAGUGUGAAACAAUAAUGCAUAUAUGUAUUAAGACCUCCUGGUCGUUCACUGCUUUGAAAUUGUUAUGACACUUACAAAGUCAUGUUGCAUAGCUCCUAGACUGCAGAUCCACACAGGCAGUAAGUCUAAAGUAUUACAGUAAUUAUUCUGGAGGCAGUCACUCACUUUCUUAAACUGAAAUCUGUAAGAUGAGAGAGAGGUUUUAUAACUGUAAAGUAAGAUUCCUAAAGCUUGAGAGUUAUACAUCAAAUACUCCAGUGAUGUAAAUGGACACAGCACCUAUUAGCUUUAAUACUCAAAUUCUUUUCUACUGCUAAGUGAUUUUGCUCUGGGUGUUGAGGAAAACCCAUGUUAAUAUUAGGCUUAGCUCAGUGUGUGACAGCAUGAGGAUAUAUCCCAUGAAACAGAUGUUCUUUUAAAAACUUUCAAGAUUAAAACCAAUUUGAGAAUCAUCCUAAAAUCACAGUGGUGUAGUGAAACCAGAGACCUGGGGAAACAUAGUGCCUGAGACCAGAAGUAGGAAUGAGUGAACAGACUUGGAAUUUGAUGUAACUGGGUACCACGCUGCAGUGGACUGGGCUGUUCAAAUACAGCCGUAGCAAUGUGUUUGCAGUCUGAUGUUGGAAGCACUCAGACUAUACCUGUGCUGAGCAUAAAGGGGGGGAAGUAUAAAUACUGAUCAUGGGAUGUGUUUUGUAUUGUACUGUACUGUAUAUCACCUGUGUGGGACACAACGUAACAAAUAUAUAAGUAUCUAUGUAUUUUUAAAUCGUUCUUUUCUCUUUUUUUUUGGUAGCAUUUUGCUAGUAAUUGUCCAUGAGAGGAUAUUUAUUUGCACAGUGGCCACAUUUUUUUCUUAUUGUCAAGGAAACUAAUAGCUUUGUUCUGAUCCAGACCAACGAUAUUUGUACCAGUCAAAUUCAAGAGAGGACUUUUUGACCUGUGAUACACUUUGCACUUUUUGAGUGUCUUGGAAAAUCAAAUCCUGACUUCAUACAUGUAAAAGCUUGAAAUUAAAAUACCAUAAUUAUGGUCUUUGUUCAUAGAUGAAACGAGGUUGCUUAUCUUAAUUGUACAAAUGUGCUUAAGUUACUUGCAGUGAGCAAUAAAAAAAUCCUGGAAAAGCAAUCAGCUGAGGGGAGAUGUAAUAUAGUCUGAAAAUCUUGAGUGCUGUGGAAAGGAAUUGACUAUAAGCUCUUUUCCAAGAUUUUUUUACAAGCUUUUUUACAAGAAUUAUCGACUAUCAAAUGAAGCUUGUAGAAGCCAGGUUCAAAUCAAAGACUUGGUUCUUCACCUUCUCCUGUUUUCUUCCCACAAGCUGCUGUGCCCAGAAAAAAGGUAAACAAAAACUGUCUUAAAAUUCUGAGAGCAGGAAACUGGUUUUGAUUGUAUCAAGAAUUCAAAGAGAGUUUGACAGCAUGGGAGAGUCAAGCUGUGUGCAAGAAAAUGAUGUAGAAGAAUGGAGUUUUCUUUAAUGUAGGGAAAAAUCUUGGCACAAGGUCUGGAAAUUCUGUAAAUGGACAUGGGAAAACCCAUUCCUCCCCACGCCGCGCUUUUAGGCCAGUUAUUGGCAUAUUGUUUAAAACAAUGACUUCUGAGCUAGGACUCAUGGAAAUUCAUUACAUAGACUUAGAAAUAAUUAAUUAAUGUAUGCUCUCCUAAACCUGCUGGAAUCAGUUGCCAUGGAUCAUGGAGUUAAUUAAAAUGAACGUGGACAGGCUGUCUCUGGCUGUUUUCCAAGAUUUUACUAAGGAUGUUGUCCAGUUUUAAUUACUGUGUGAUUUCAACAUUAUAAUAUGAUUUUAAAUUCCUUAUUAUACUGUGAUUUCCACUACUAAUGAAAUCUACUUGCAAUUAAAAAAGCAACCCGAUUGAAGAACUGUAUUAUAGCUUUAUCCUUCAUCUUGCCAGCUAAUUCCUAAAGAUAAUCAUAUUUUAUGUGGUUUUAUUUAGCUUUUACUUUUCCCAGUUUUUCCUGUUGAAACUCCACUCCAAGGGAGUUACUCUUAUGUCUCCUUAGUCCCACAAUGGUAAAUAAAAGGGGAAUUCGGUCUCCCCAUCCUCUUAAGUGGAAGAGGGAGAUCCACUGAUCUAUAUAUGUACGUAAACCUGAAACUGUAACAAUCAGUGAUAUAAAAAACCCCAAAACUUAGAAAAUACUGCAGCAUACUAAAACUUAUUUAAUAAGCCACUGCUCUCGUAUUUCAACUGUUCUUAUGGUAUCUGAUUUACAAAUAGUAGUGGGUUUGGCUUCAUAUGCUCCACAACAGCCACAAUUUUGUUGAAUUUCUUUUUGUUUUGCUUAAAAGGCUCUAUGAAGAGCAGAAAAUUUACAUAUAGGCAAAUUUGCAAAGGGACUUCCCCCUUAGUAAUAGGGUUGCAGUGUGCCUUGUCAACGAUCUUGCGAUAAAACACACAAAAUAAACUGUUGCACAAUUUAACUCUGAGGGACUACCUAACAAAUAACCCACGUUUUUUGAAGGCACAUAAACAGCCUUUGCAAAGAGACUUUACAAGAAAUCUACUGCUCUGUGGGAAGGAGCCAAUACCUGACUGCACUAUGUCCCUUCUCAUGUCCCUGGAAGUCUUCUGGGGACUAUUUGAUGUCUUUCGAGAAUACUGGGUCCUUUGUGCAUUACUUCUCUGCCUGAAAGUUUUGGCCUCUUUUCUUGCCUUUGCUGUAGUGUGCAUUGCUUUAUUCCUCUUCUUCUGAUGCUGGAAUUUACUGUUCUUAACACAAAACUAUUAAAAGAUGUGGCUCAGCUGGUAACCUCCUCAUCUCGUUGUAGCAGAGUUAAUCAGGACUUAUGAGCUUAUUUUAAUUUUUUGGAAGUAGCCUGAUUUUAUCCACAAAAAUCACAUCUUUGCCAGUAGUUGUUUCUCAAUAGUGGUGCUACUGCUCAUCCCAGAUCUCUCCAACACAGUAUCGAUAGUGAAUAAUGUCAUUUAGAACUGUCUCUCCUAAGGUACUCUGUAGCUUGGAGACCUGACAAGUGUGUGGUAGUUGGCUGUAGAGUCUGUGAUGCAAACACCCGGAGGCAUCUUUUCACAAUUUCUCAAAGAUUUUGAAAAGUUUCCAAAGGCUCAGUUAGACAAAGGCCGCAGCCCAACGGCAGGUCUUUAUCAAGAGGUGUGACAAGCCCAAACUCUUGCAGGUCCAAGGCACUCCUCCUAAUGCUCAACCACAGCUCAUUGUGUUGGGUUUAGAAAUGGCAGUAUUUUCUCCAUCAACCGGCAGGUUUCCAAGCUUCGUGGGAGUGUAGCAAACCCUUUUGACAGCAGUGUUGCUCUGUGGAGAGUGUGGGUGUUUAUCCUGCAGCAAAACCAAGUGGUGUCUCCAAGUGCUUUUCUCUGCCUGUGCUCUUGGAACGGCAUCUAAAGUGUAGCAUCAUAGGGUACUGAAGAACUGGGAGAUUUGUGAGCCCUAAUCCAAUGCCAAUUGAAACACAGGAAAACCUUCCAUUUAUCUUACUGAAAUUUUUCCUUGCUGUAGACCAACUGCCACUGUUAGCCAGGUUUCUCUAAUUUUUUUUCUGAAGACUUUUAUCAGCUGAGAAGAGCCUGGUGACCAGGUGUCUGCAAAUCUUGCCUGCAUUACUCAAAAUGCUAGCAAAUUCAAUAUGUUACACAGAAACCAACAUGUUUUCUGAAUUGUUUGUGUGGAAGAUAAGAAAACUGUUUAUAAUUUUUCAUCUCAAGUGACCAUUCUGUUGUACAGUCUAAAAAUGAUCUACAGAAUUUGAUUAAUAUUCUUGUUUUAUUUGUGGUUUUGUCUUUAAACUUAUAUAUAAUGACUUUCUAAUAUGAAAACACACAGUGGAUUUAUUUCUCAUGCCUUAUCUCCCCAAAGUAUUGAGAAAUUCUGUACUGCGCAAUAAUGUUU
This is a messenger RNA of Cuculus canorus (common cuckoo), 9654 nucleotides long. It is a transcript of the gene RGS12, whose product is annotated as regulator of G protein signaling 12. NCBI's taxonomy places the organism in Eukaryota, Metazoa, Chordata, Aves, Cuculiformes, Cuculidae. The transcript is spliced from 18 exons. Gene Ontology annotation, biological process: signal transduction. Gene Ontology annotation, molecular function: GTPase activator activity; protein binding. The record is from RefSeq and is a predicted model, not a curated record. The coding region runs from base 236 to 4768 and encodes 1510 amino acids.